AUGCAGGGGCUGCAGCAUUUGGAUCACAACACUGUCUCAGCGUUAAAUUGGAUAAAAGAGACCAGUGACCAACAGUCUUUGUCGCCAACAACUAAAACUACCCAAAAGCACUACUGUGAUUAUGAACAUCAAACUUUGUCCAAAAGAGAACAAGCUGAAGAGGAAUCCUUAUUUGCUGCUAUACAGUGGCCAAAUCCCCCUGUAGGCAAAAUCCCAUUUGUAAGAAGCACUGAUCCUGCCCACAGCAAUUUUGUGAUCGUGAAUUCCAAUGUGCGCUUCAAGGUGGGAGAUCAGUUAGAGGUGCGUGUCCACAUGAAGGAUUUUCAAGGCAAACCAAAACAGUAUGGUGGAGACUACAUACAGGCGAGAAUUCACUCUCCUCUACUGAAAGCUGGAGCAACGGGAAGGGUUGUAGAUGAUCAGAACGGGUUUUACAAAGUCUUUUUCACUCUACUUUGGCCAGGGGAGGUCAGAGUAUCUAUGUCUCUGGUCCACCCUAGUGAAGGGAUACAAGUCCUGCAACGCUUACGGGAAGAAAGGCCAGACAGAGUCUACUUUAAAAGCUUAUUCAGGUCUGGUAGUACUUCAGAAACCACUGUAUGCAAUGUGUGUUUGCCUGGAGAUCUUCCUGUCUGUAACUUCACAGACCUCUACACUGGUGAGCCAUGGUUCUGCUACAAGCCGAGAAAACUGUCCUGUGCCAGCAGAAUCAACCAUGCCAAGGGAGGAUAUCAAAAGGACCUUCUGACACCUUCUGAGAGUCUCUUUUUCCAAACUGAUGUGAAUAUCAAAGUGCCAAUACUUCCCAGUGGCCCCGAUUCAGUGACUGUAGAACUCUUAGGAUUUACAGAAUCAGCCAAUCUGGACAGAUCUCAGGGCCCAGCUGUUUUCCCUUUGGGUUACUAUUACCAAGACAAGUGGAGGCCAAGAACACGUUGGAUCCGACAUUUUAACAAGACAGCUGAUAUUAGUGAAUGCUUACAAGGAAAAGUAGUCCACUUCUUUGGCGAUUCUACAAUAAGACAGUGGUUUGAAUAUCUGACCACAUUUGUUCCAGAUCUAGUGGAAUUUAACCUUGGGAGUCCUAAAAACGUAGGUCCUUUUAUGUCCGUGGACCUGAAGCACAAUGUCUUGCUGAAGUUCCGCUGUCAUGGGCCACCCAUUCGCUUUACCACUGUCUUCAGUAGCGAGCUACACUACAUUGCCAAUGAGCUAAAUGGCAUUGUAGGCGGAAGAAACACUGUGAUAGCCAUAACCAUAUGGUCCCACUUCAGCACCUUCCCUGUGGAGGUGUACAUCCGAAGACUGAGGAACAUUCGCAGGUCCAUCAUUCUACUGCUGGAUCGCAGCCCCAAAACUCUGGUGGUCAUCAGAACAGCCAAUGUUCAGGAGCUUGGGCCAGAAGUGAGUCUCUUCAACAGUGACUGGUAUUCCCUUCAGCUUGACACAAUCAUGAGGAAGAUGUUCUCAGGAAUUGCUGUGUUCUUUGUGGACGCCUGGGAGAUGUCUCUGGCCCAUUACUUGCCACACAACUUGCAUCCACAGGAUGUCAUUAUUAAGAAUCAGAUAGAUGCAUUCCUGUCUUUCGUUUGUCCUUCAGAAACUUAGCACAAUCGGUGGAGAGGAGCCCCAUGACAUAUAUAUCGUGUUUUCCUGUAGCAUAACCAAAUCAUUCUCUGUCAGAGCUAUAAAAUGAAGCUACAGGCAAACUGUAUGGUUACUGUUCCCACAUGUGAUCUCAGUUGCUUGGCCAUGAAGACAGAUGACUGUGAGUGGCAGUAAGUUGGAAUGGACUAAUUCUGACCACUUUUAUAUCUUCCUGUAGGGAUGGUUCCUCUUGACCUUGUAAUUUGUCUCAGAUUACUAGGGUGCUCCUUAAAUCAAAACUACAAGACUCACUAUUAGCUUUAUUAAUUGUCUGCACUGCAUGAAUAUUCAUACAGCACUGAUUCAGUUCCCAAAGUCCUUUCUCACCAUCCAGAGUACUGUGUGAAACCUGGGAAGGAUUGUUUGGGAACAGCCUUUCUUUGGUUGUUCCAAAGUUGUAUUGGGUAUCUAGAACAACCAAAUAUGUUUCAUAUUGUGCUUCUUUGAUUGAAGUAAUCUGGGGAUACCUCUUCCAAAGUCCUAAUCAGGAAUCUAAAGGGGAUGUCCUAAAACCACUGGAUCAGUCCAGGAAGCACAACCUAAAAAGCCUGCAGAAUUAUCAGAAUAUUUAUUGGAUGUGUCGGCAUUGAUACAGCAUAUUAAUCAACCAUCCACAAUGUUUACAGAAUGGCUUCUAAAUAAUACAAAUAGCCAGCACCAGUAGUAGGUAGUUUCUUCAGCAGCAGCAGCAACAUUGCAAUAACUCACUGGAAGUUUGAUAUUAAAAUGUUUGUUUUCCCCUCUUGUCAUGUGCUCACUCUGUUUUACUAUUUCAUAGCUUCU
This is a messenger RNA of Terrapene triunguis (Three-toed box turtle), 2430 nucleotides long. RefSeq names its product neurexophilin and PC-esterase domain family member 3 (gene NXPE3). NCBI's taxonomy places the organism in Eukaryota, Metazoa, Chordata, Testudines, Emydidae. The record is from RefSeq and is a predicted model, not a curated record. Bases 1 to 1608 code for a protein of 535 amino acids. The transcript is spliced from 5 exons.